AGCUCUCGCAUGCUCUCUCGCAUCGCUCCGAGCAUGCUCUCCCGCGCUCGCCGCGUUGCCGAUGCGCCGCGCGCCGCCGCGUCGCUGCGCCACGCCGCCGCCGCGUCGCUGCGCCGCGCGUCGCGCCGCUUCGGCGCGGCGCCGCGCCUCGCCGUCGCCGAACGGUCGGCGCGCUACGCCGAGCUCUCGAGCGACGACGUCGCGGCGUUCCGGACCAUGACGUCGAGCGUCCUCGAGGGCGCCGAGGCCUGCCGGCCCUACAACGUCGACUGGAUGUCCAAGUGGGAGGGCCGGGCCCGCGUCGUGCUGCGGCCGGCGUCGACGGCCGAGGUGAGCGCGAUUCUAAAAUACUGCGACGCGCGGCGGCUCGCCGUCGUGCCCCAGGGCGGCAAGACGGGCCUCGUCGGCGGCUCCGUGCCCGUGCACGACGAGGUCGUGCUCUCGCUCGCGCGCAUGGACCGCAUCGAGGCCUUCGACGCGGACACGGGCGUCGCGACGAUGGAGGCCGGCGUCGUUUUGGGCGACCUCGACGCGUUCCUCCGGGAGCGGGGCUUCGUCGCGCCGCUGGAUCUCGGCGCGUCGGGCACGUGCACCGUCGGCGGGAACCUCGCGACGAACGCGGGCGGCGUGCGCUUCGUGCGCUACGGUUCCCUCCGCGGGUCGUGCGUCGGCGUCGAGUUCGUCAAGGCCGACGGCACGGUCGUCGACUGCGCGUCCGUGCCGCUCCGCAAGGACAACACGGGCUACGCGCUGCCGCAGCUAUUGAUCGGCUCCGAGGGCACGCUCGGCGUCAUCACGCGCCUCGCGCUCGCGGCGCCGCCGCGGCCGAGCGCCGUGUCCGUCGCGUGGCUCGCGUGCGAUGACUUCGACGGCGUCCGCGGCGCGCUGGCCCUCGCGCGGCGGCACCUCGCGGAGGUGCUGUCGGCCAUCGAGUUCGUCGACGGCAACGCGCUGCGCGCGGUCCUCGACCGCGAGCGGGACCUCGACGACCCGCUCGCCGGCGGCGCCGCGCGCUUCCGCGUCCUCGUCGAGUGCGCGGGCAGCGACGGCGCGCACGACGGCGCGAAGCUCGAGCGGUUCCUCGAGGCCGCGUUCGACGACGGCUGCGUCUCGGACGGCGUCCUCGCGCCGAGCGCCACCAAGGCGGAGCGGCUCUGGCGGCUCCGCGAGGGCGUCUCGGACUCGAUGACCGCCGCGGGCUUCGUCUACAAGUACGACGUGAGCCUGCCCCACGCGCACCUCUACCGCCUCGUCGACGAGUGCCGCGACCGCCUCGCGGCCGCGGGCUUCCCGGACGGGGAGGAGAUCAACGUCGCGGGCUACGGCCACGUCGGCGACGCGAACCUCCACCUCAACGUCUGCGACUUUUUCGGCUACCGGGAACCGCUCCGGGCCGCGCUCGAGCCCUGGGUCUUCGAGCGCGUCGCCGCGCUCGGCGGCUCCGUGAGCGCGGAGCACGGCGUCGGCCAGUGCAAAACCGACUACCUCCACCUCAACAAGCCGCCGCCGGCGCUCGCCCUCAUGGCCGAGCUCAAGCGGGCCAUGGACCCGAACCUCAUCCUCAACCCCUACAAGGUCCUGCCGCCCGCGCUCCUCGACGAGCCCUAACACCGAUUCGGAUACUUCUCGCGUCGUCGCCGGCCAUCCUAGAACGCGGUCGUGAGCUACCACCACGUCUUCGUCCACGCUUCAUCACCGCCAUCCGGCCUCGGGUCGAAAGAGCAGAGCAAUUGCAGAGCACGGGGAGCCAGAUUUUCGGACACGAUAUUAUUAUGGCAGCCCCGACCCGCGCGGAGCUCGACACGAUGCUCGCGACGGUGCUGGCCGUCGGCGGCCCCCACUCCCUCGAGAUCAAGGCGACGGCGCUCCUCUGCUUCGGCUACGUCGACGCGGCCGGCGCGUCGCGGGUGGUCUACAUGGACGGGAAGCGCGACGGCGCCGCGGUCAUCGCGAACAAGUGCGAGGCCGCCAUCGCCUUCGCCAGGCCGUCGCGCCUCGUGCCCCGGGGCUUCUACGCGCGGG
Messenger RNA from Aureococcus anophagefferens, 2022 nucleotides. RefSeq lists its product as hypothetical. Gene Ontology annotation, molecular function: catalytic activity; FAD binding. The transcript has a single exon. Gene Ontology annotation, cellular component: mitochondrion. Bases 10 to 1608 code for a protein of 532 amino acids. The record is from RefSeq and is a predicted model, not a curated record. NCBI's taxonomy places the organism in Eukaryota, Pelagophyceae, Pelagomonadales, Pelagomonadaceae.